Molecule: messenger RNA, 6495 nt
Organism: Stegastes partitus (bicolor damselfish)
Lineage: Eukaryota; Metazoa; Chordata; Actinopteri; Pomacentridae
Product: bromodomain-containing protein 4-like
Exons: 22
Coding region: 341-4606 (1421 amino acids)
Biological process (GO): regulation of DNA-templated transcription; chromatin remodeling
Cellular component (GO): nucleus; chromatin
Source: RefSeq, a predicted model, not a curated record
CGUCGAACGGGACUGUUUGUUCUGGAUUUGGGGCGAGGAAGGUCUGCGAGCGCUGACACCCGACUGAAGAAGGCGUGACGCUCGGCUCUCUGUCCCUGUGUUGUGGUUUCUUUGGCCCCACAGCGUGUCACUGGCAGACAUCCCGAGUUACCUCAGGAAAUUGUCGCCUCACCACCUGAGAUAUGAUCACACAAUUGGAUUAGACCACAGCUGCAAGGCAACAAACAUAGAGUCGCGUGAGGAGUGUAAUGGCCUGAGGGGGGUCCCCCCGGUCCCACCUGCCCCUGCCAGGUCCAAUCUGCCUAAACUGUCUGCUCAGCCACUGCAACCCACCACAGCGAUGGGAGACGGACUGGAGGCAGGCAGCAGCCAGAACCCUCCCUCCGCCCCACCACCUCUCCCCUUCAACCCUCCACCCCCUGAAACAUGGAACCCCUCCAGACCCAAGCGACAGACCAACCAGCUACAGUACCUGCUUAAAGUGGUGUUGAAGACAUUAUGGAAACACAACUUUGCAUGGCCCUUCCAAGCUCCUGUAGAUGCCAUCAAACUGAAUUUGCCUGACUACUACAAGAUCAUAAAGAUUCCUAUGGACAUGGGCACGAUAAAGAAACGCCUGGAGAACAACUACUACUGGAAUGCCCAGGAGUGUAUACAAGACUUCAACACAAUGUUCACAAACUGCUACAUCUACAACAAGCCUGGGGAUGAUAUUGUCCUAAUGGCAGAGGCCUUGGAAAAGCUCUUUCUCCAGAAGAUUACAGAGAUGCCGCAGGAGGAGACGGAGAUUGCUGUGGUUUCCAAGGGACGCAGAGGGGGCCGGAGGGACUCGGGUAUGAUCACAAAGUCAGAUUCAGGCCAGGACUCCUCCUCCCCCUCCACCACCCCACAUACACGAGGCUUUUCGUCCCCUUCAAGCACCCCACACACCAGAGGUGCGCCCGCCCCUCCAAUUCCCCCUGCCCUAGCCCAGCCCCUGGUCCAGCCACUGGUCCAGCCCCUGGUCCAGCCCCUGGUCCAGCCACUGGUCCAGCCACUGGUCCAGCCCCUGGUCCAGCCACUGGUCCAGCCACUGGUCCAGCCCCUGGUCCAGCCUCUGGUCCAGCCUCUGGUUCAGCCUCUGGUCCAGCCUCUGGUUCAGCCCCUGGUCCAGCCUCUGGUCCAGCCUCAGCCCCCUCGUGUGCCUCCUACACCCACCAAUCAUGCAUCCCAUCUGGGACACCAAUUCCCCCUCUCAACUCCAGACGUCCUGGCCCAAGGCAUGACCUCUGUUCCCCCUCCAGCUGUGACACACCCAGGCCUCCAUCCAGCCCCCAUGCUGCAGAGCUCUCCUGCCCUCAUCAAGCAAAGGAAAAGCCAGAAGAGGAAAGCUGAUACCACAACACCCACAGCCAACGACCAGCUCAGUGAAUCAUCUCCAGUCUCUGCAGAGACUCGGCCACGCCGAGAGAGCAGUCGCCCAUCAAAGCAACCCAAAAGAGAGGCAUCACAGCCGGACUCUCAGCAUCACCUGGGAGGAGGUCUGGAGACGGGCGGGACAGUUACACCGAAACGUCAGGAGCAGCUGCGUUCCUGUGCACGCCUCGUCAGAGAGAUGCUGUCUAAGAAACAUGUAUCAUAUGCCUGGCCUUUUUACAAACCUGUUGAUGUAAGAGCUCUUGGCCUCCAUGACUACCAUGACAUCAUCAAGCACCCCAUGGAUCUCAGCACCAUCAAGAAAAAACUAGACAACAGAGGGUACAGAGACGCCCAAGAAUUUGCUGCAGACGUCAGGUUGAUGUUCUCCAACUGUUACAAGUACAAUCCUCCAGACCAUGAUGUGGUCGCCAUGGCACGCAAACUACAGGACGUGUUUGAGAUGCGUUUCGCCAAAAUGCCUGAUGAGCCAGAGGAGCCUGCCCCUGUUCCCACCCCAUCGUCGGCCCUCCACCCUGCCCCCUCCACUCGACAAGCCCCGCCUCCUUCUGCUGUCUCGGAAGACGACAGCUCUAGUUCCUCCGAAUCGGAGUCCUCAGGAGGAGACUCAGAACACGAAAGGCAACAGCGAUUGGCUGAGUUACAGGAACAGCUUAAAGCUGUCCACGAGCAGCUUGCAGCACUCUCCCAACCGCAGGCCAGCAAGCCCAAGAAGAAAGAGAGAGAGAAGAAGGAGAAGAAGAAAGAAAAGCACAAGAAAAAGAUGGGGGCAGAGGAACCUGUGGAGACCCCUCCCCUUGCGAUGCUUCCGACCACGAAGAAGAACAAGAGCAGCAAGGAACCUAUCACCGUGAAGAAGGAGAAGAAAAAGCCCGGUAAGAAAGAAGGAAUUAAAAACAGCCGCCCAGCUGUUCCCCCUCAGCCCGGGCCAACCCCUCUUGUCCCCUCAGCCUCUCUAGAAGCAGAGGAUGACAUAGAUAUAUUCGGAGGCGUGUCCACUGACAGAUGCAAGCCGAUGUCAUACGAGGAGAAGCGCCAGCUGAGCCUGGAUAUCAACAAGCUACCCGGUGAAAAACUGGGCCGAGUCGUGCACAUAAUCCAAACGCGUGAGCCUUCGCUAAAGAACUCCAACCCAGACGAGAUUGAGAUUGACUUUGAGACGCUGAAGCCCUCGACGCUGAGAGAGUUGGAGAAGUACGUGUCCAGCUGCCUCCGGAAGAAGAAAAAACCAUCAGCAGCAGAGAAGCCUCUGGAAAUGGCCAAUGUGACAAAGAUGAAGACGGGAUCCUCAUCUUCAGGCAGCAGUGAUUCCUCUGAUAGUGAAGACUCUGAGAAUGGGCUGGUUCCCAAGCAGAAGAAGACCUCAACUAACAAGGACACCAAGAGACCGCACCACCAGUCCCUCAGCGGAGUGGGCCCCAUCGCUCCUCAGCCUCAGACUCAGCCUCAGGUGGUUCAAUGCAAACCACCACCAUUUGUCCCCCCUCCCUCUGUCCCUGUCCCUGCUCUGGACUCGUCCCAGUUGUUGACACCAGGAUUCAAUCCUCUGGCCCACUUCAUGAACCCUCACCUGACUCAGUCGAACACAGAGUCCAAUGCAACCAUUACUACUGCUGGUGCCCCCAUCGCCUCUGGCCUCCUCAAUGCAAACGCCCCCACCAGCCAGACGCCCAGUGAGACGCACCCCUUCCUCAACCAACAUCCCAUCAUACCUUCUCCAGCGAUCCACAACGCUCUUCCCCAGCAGCCAUCGAGACCUAGCAACCGUGCAGCACCGCUUCCGCCCAAACCCCCACAGCCUCCCCCAUCCUCGCUCCCCUCCCUGCCUCCGUCAUCCUCACCUCAGCUCCAGCCCUCCCUUCCCCUCACCCUUCCCCAGCCCGUCCACCGCCCUCGCGUCCCCUCGCCGACAUCGCACGGCAUCCUGGGUACCCUCUCGGCGCAGCCUCCCCAAGCCCUGCUGGAGGACGACGAAGAGCCAACGCCCACCAGUUCUGACACCCCGCCGCUCAGCCAGGUCCACACCCUCCUGCAGUCGCUUCAGCCCAGACCCACCCCGCAGACGCAGCCGCUGCACACGCAUUCACCCGUGCAGGUGGCCUCCCAGCUGGCAUCAUCGAUGCACACGCAGGUCAUGACGACAGCCGCCCCGGCGCUGACGCAGAGACACAGCUCAGGCCACGCGCACAUGCAGCAGCCGUUCCCACAUACGCACACGUCGACGUCGCAGCAACAAAAAGGGGGGGUCCUGCAACAGAAGGUACAACAGUUGCAGCAGCAUCAACAACAGCCAUCACCACGAAGCAAAGCAGAGCCUUUCUCAACAGGUUGCCUGCGAGACAGCCCCUCUCCUCUGAUGAUGCAUUCUCCUCAGAUGCCUCAGUUCCAUACAAUGGGACAGCAGUCACCCUCACAGACCAAGAAGCAUGACCAGAGGUCCAACCUGGUGGGGGUCAAAGAAGAGAAGCCUUCUCAGUCACCAGUACUGCCCCCUUCACCCUUCAGCCCUGUCAUUCGUCAAGACACACACAAACCCGACAACAAACACAGAUUAGAUCUGAAGCCAGUGGAUGGUUCUCGCCCAAUUUCUCGCCUCCCAGACUCCCCAGCACCACCAUGCUCCCAGCAGGAUAACAACAACAUCAAGCAAGAACCCAAAACUCCCAUCGCUCCUAAGAAGACACAGGACGUGAAGGUAAAGAACAGGGUUUCUUGGGCCAUCCUGGCUCAGAGGUCCCAGUCCACACCGGCCUCCUCGGUGCGCUCUUCCAGCGACAGCUUCGAACAGUUCAGACGGGCGGCCAGAGAGAAGGAGGAGAGAGAGAGGCAGCUGAAAGCACAGGCAGAGCAGGCCAGGAGAGAGCAAGAGAAACUACGCCGUGACGAUGAGGACACGAUGGAGCAGGCUCGCCGAGCGCAAGAAGACGCCCGCCGCCGCCAGGAGCAACAGUCGCCGCUCGCUCCGACACCUCCAGCUUCGACUCCGCCCACUCACUCUCCACAGGCCCCGCCUCCACAGCCACAAGCCCCGCCCACACCCAGCUCAGCUGCGCAGAACGCUCUCGACCAGCAGAGGGAGAUGGCACGCCGCCGCGAGCAGGAGCGGCGGAGGAGAGAGGCGAUGGCCGACACCAUUGACAUCAAUUUCCAGAGCGACCUGAUGGCAAUUUUUGAAGAGAAUCUGUUCUGAGAGGAAAAAGAGGUUUAAUGGCGUGAGAGAAGGACACACAUAAGCAAAUUAUGAAAUGCAUAUAAAUAACAGUGCUCUGAUUCACACGGUCGCCGCUCACACACACACACACACACACACACACACACACACACACAGACUUACUAGUAACUGUCCCUUUCUCUCAGUAGUUGAAACAGCUGGCUUGUGUCAUGUGAAUGAGAGAGGGGGGGAAGUGAAAAUGAAACCCUCUUUUCCUCCAGCCUCAGAUACAUUUUGGUGUCUGGCUCGGUCGAAGACAGACACAUAGUCGGCUUCCUCGAGGAAACGGAAAAAAAAAAGGAGGAGACAGAACUUUUACAUAAAAAAAUAAAUAAUAAUGGAGAACAGGAUUUAAUUUAAGAAAUUAAGUGAAAAAGAAAAAAAAGCUCGAUCCCUCGUGUGCUAUAAGAGAGACGGGGGUUUAAAAGGAAUGGGUGAACAAACAGCAAACGGACAGAUCACUUUGCUUUUAUUCUUCCUCUCUCCUAACCUUGUCUCUCUAUUAUUUUAUUCUAAGUUGGAUUUUAACUGAGAGGCUUGGACUGGGGUGGUCGAGUUUGUCAGGUUCAGCCGUCAUCUGAGAGUCUGUCGUUUUCUCAGGACACAGUGGGAACGAAACACCCUGGCCACAUUCGCACACUUUUCUAAGACCUCCUUCCUCCCCUCACUUCCUUCUACGUCUCGCUCUUCAGUCACGAAUCAAAGAGGUGGAGGCUCCAGCCUGUGUUCUACAUCCGAGGGCAGUGAGGAAGGAGUGAUGGCAUUUUAAAAGUUUCGGAGUGUGUCCUUUGCCUUAGCGCUCUGGCCUGUAAACUAAUGAUCACACCCUGCAAAUUAUACAUAUUAUAUAUAAAUAGAUACAUGAAUAUAUAUUAUAUACGACAAAAUGUCAAUGAAAAAGAACAUGAGAGGGAUUUGGAUUGUGGGGAGCAAAGCUCGUCUCUGUGUUGAUCUCUGGUUUUGAUUUUGUAGAAUUUACUGUAAAGAAGAAGAAAACUUUUUUAUGAUUCUAUUGAGAGGAUUGUUUCGUCUGUCUUAUUCUCUCUCACACCUUUUCUGUUUCUGUUUUGUUUUUUUUUUUCUCAACUCUAUGCCAAAACCAAUCUAUUGAGUGCUGCAAGUUCAUUCACAUUUUUUACAUGUAAAAUGCAUCUUCUUUUCACUUUAUAUUAAAGGCUGUUUUUAUUGCUAUUUAAUUUUCCUUUAUCCCCUUUUAAAUCCGAAGUUAUGCAGCAGUUUGCUCUGUAAUAGUUUCAAGAAGCGGUUUCAAAAAUCAGUUUAUGUGACUACUUUACUAGGCCCCAUCAUUCUGUAGUUGUUUGAUAAAUCUGCACUUACAUGUCAAUUACUUACAUCUUCAUUUUGUCAUUAUUUCUUUUCAUCAUGUACAUGUUUUUAGCCAGUCGUAGCCGUCUCGUCUACCACUAUCUUCUUCACAGCUUCUGCAGUCUGUAUAAUAGGUUCUCGUUUCUGAAUCUGUCUUUUAGUUUUUAUUUUUUGAACUGUUUUCAUCGUCCAAGGUAACAGUUUUGGGAUGUCGUGUGCCAUUGUGUUUUACUGGAAACGGGAGCCUUUCCCAGUUUCUACAGCUUGGCCCAGAGAUCCAUGAGUGUUUUCAAUUCUAUAAUCACUUUUUUUUUUUUUUUUUUUUUAAACGUUUCAUUCAUUUCUUUUCUCUUUUCAUAUUUGAUUGUUUUGAGUUUAUUUUCUUUCCUUUUUCCCUUUGCUAUUUUUCUUUGAUUAUUUUACCCAGAACAAUGUGUUGGUAUGUUGGUGAGUGAGGCAUUGAGGUCAAUAGAUUCAUCUUGUUCAGAAAUGGAGUACAACAUCUUUUUUUAAGAAAAGUAUUAAAAUAAUAUUUAAAAAAA